Porites lobata is the source of this 5570-nucleotide messenger RNA. Lineage: Eukaryota; Metazoa; Cnidaria; Anthozoa; Scleractinia; Poritidae. The record is from the annotation of a GenBank genome assembly.
AUGGACAACAUCUCGGAGUUUCUACAGACCAUUUAUAUUGGUGCAGUCGUUGCAAAUUUUCUUUUCAACAAUGGACGUAUCAGAAAAGCAGUGGACAUCUUUAACGAAUGUUUGGUACUCCUUAACGGUAAAGCCCUAGAAACAAUUAAAGAACUUAGCACACCAUUUGUUAUCUAUGUAUACCAUAAACUUCUUAAUGGCUAUACUCUUAUGCAAGAUCACACCCGUGCAAUAGAAUGUGGUAAAAAGCUUCACGUGACACUACACAAUAGUGGUCAAAAAGAAGAAGAAGGGAUGACAUUACUAAAACUAGCCGACAUCUACUAUCAAAGAAGCAAAUACGAGGAAGCAAAACACUGUUGCGAAAAGGCACUCAGCAUCCUGAUUGAGACUGAAAACAAUCAUGGAGUUGUAAUAUGUUACGGAAAUCUAGGAGCUGUGUUCCGCGCAGUCGGUCAAUAUACCAAGGCUGAAGAAUACCUUCAAAAAGCACUAGUGAUCAGCAAAAAAAUCGGUGACAAACAAGAAGAAGCAUCUACUUACGGAAAUCUAGGAGUUGUGUUCCAAUCUGUUGGUCAAUAUACCAAGGCUGAAGAAUACCUUCAAAAAGCACUAGGGAUCCAGAAAGUAAUCGGUGACCAAAGAGGAGCAGCAUCUACUUAUGGAAAUCUAGGAGUUGUGUUCCAAUCUGUUGGUCAAUAUGCCAAGGCUGAAGAAUACCUUCAGAAAGCACUAGUGAUCAGGAAAGAAAUCAGUGACAAACAAGGAGAAGCGUCUGACUACGGAAAUCUAGGAACUGUGUUCCUAUCUGUUGGUCAAUAUAAAAAGGCUGAAGAAUACCUUCAGAAAGCACUAGUGAUCAGGAAAGAAAUCGGUGACAAACAAGGAGAAGCAUCUUCUUACGGAAAUCUAGGAGCUGUGUUUAAAUCUGUUGGUCAAUACACCAAGGCUGUAGAAUACUUUCAAAAAGCACUAGUGAUCAGGAAAGAAAUUGGAGACAAAGAAGGAGAAGCAUCAGAUUACGGAAAUCUAGGUACUGUGUUCCUAUCUGUUGGUCAAUAUACCAAAGCUGAAGAAUACCUUCAAAAAGCACUAGUGAUCAAGAAAGUAAUCGGUGACAAAAAAGGAGAAGCAUCUGCUUAUGGAAAUCUAGGACCUGUGUUCCUAUCUGUUGGUCAAUACACCAAGGCUGAAGAAUACAUUCAAAAAGCACUAGUGAUCAGGAAAGAAAUUGGUGACAAAGAAGGAGAAGCAUCAGAUUACGGAAAUCUAGGAACUGUGUUUAAAUCUGUUGGUCAGUAUACCAAGGCUGAAGAAUACCAUCAAAAAGCACUAGUGAUCAGGAAAGAAAUUGGAGACAAAGAAGGAGAAGCAUCAGAUUACGGAAAUCUAGGUACUGUGUUCCUAUCUGUUGGUCAAUAUACCAAAGCUGAAGAAUACCUUCAAAAAGCACUGGUGAUCAGGAAAGAAAUCGGUGACAAACAAGGAGAAGCAUCUUCUUACGGAAAUCUAGGAACUGUGUUUAAAUCUGUUGGUCAAUACACCAAGGCUGUAGAAUACUUUCAAAAAGCACUAGUGAUCAGGAAAGAAAUUGGUGACAAAGAAGGAGAAGCAUCAGAUUACGGAAAUCUAGGUACUGUGUUCCUAUCUGUUGGUCAAUAUACCAAGGCUGAAGAAUACCUUCAAAAAGCACUAGUGAUCAGGAAAGAAAUCGGUGACAAACAAGGAGAAGCAUAUGCUUUCGGGAAUCUAGGAGCUGUGUUUAAAUCUGUUGGUCAAUAUACCAAGGCUGAAGAAUACAUUCAGAAAUCACUAUGGAUCAGGAAAGAAAUCGGUGGCAAGAAAGGAGAAGCGUCAGAUUACGGAAAUCUAGGAACUGUUUUCAUAUCUGUUGGUCAAUAUACCAAGGCUGAAGAAUACCUCCAAAAAGCACUAGUGAUCACGAAAGAAAUCGGUGACAAAGAAGGAGAAGCAUCAGAUUACGGAAAUCUAGGAACUGUGUUCCUCUCUGUUGGUCAAUAUACCAGGGCUGAAGAAUACCUUCAGAAAGCACUAGUGAUCAAGAAAGAAAUCGGUGACAAACAAGGAGAAGCGACUGCUUACGGAAAUUUAGGAACUGUGUUGUUUUCUGUUGGUCAAUAUACCAAGGCAGAAGAAUACGUUCACAAAGCACUGGCGAUUUACGAGGAAAUCGGAGACAAACGUAGUGUUGGAGCUUCAUACUUAAAUCUGGGGAAACUUUGUCGAGAAUUUCAGCUUCAUGCGAAGAGUCAAGAAUAUGCUAAUAAAGCACUUGAGAUAAGUUACGAAAUAGGGGACUUUGAAAUGCAGUUUAACAGCCACCUUUCCAUUGCUCUGAACGUGUUAGUGGCAGGAGGAAGCAUAAAUGAACUACGGCGAGAUCUGUAUGAAAGCAUUCAGAAGUGCGAAGAAAUGCAUGAUUUUUUAAGAGUGAAAGAUCAAUUCAAAAUUUCUUUUUUUGAUGAGCAUGUGUUCCCUUACCUUCUUCUUUGUAGGUUGUUGAUUGCUAGAGGUAACUAUCAUGAAGCCCUUUACGUUACCGAGCUUGGACGGUCCAGAGCACUGACAGACGUACUGUCAGAUAAGUACUCUGUGGAAAAAGAGGUAUCAGUGAACCCACAGUCAUGGGUUGGUAUUGAAAACAUCAUGAACAAAAAUGCACUUAGUUCUUGUCUUUAUGUUUACUGCUCCGGUGAUGAUAUGUUCUUUUGGAUCCUCAAGCCAAACAAAAUGACAGUUUUUCGACAAACGAGACUCAAAGAAAGUGCAGAUAAAGUGUUUGGAAAUAAGACAUUUGCUGGCUCUCCUGAUUUACGUCAAGACCAAUGCGAAGAUCGAUCAUUUUUUUCAUGUGUAAGCUCCCCGCCAUCAUGCAAACCAUCUCAGCGUGACAGCUUCGAAUCUCUGCGUCUUAUAGAAGAAGAGCAAGACGAAAAUCACCACUCUAAACCUUUAACCCUUGCUGAUGGUUACAACAUGAUAGUCGCUCCUGUAGCUGACUUACUCCAAGAAUCAGAAAUCAUUAUUGUACCGGAUAACUUGUUGUAUCCAAUUCCUUUUGCUGCUUUAAUAGAUGAUAAUGGAAAGUAUUUAUCGGAUACUUUCAGGAUUCGUAUUGUCCCUUCCUUGACGACUCUUAAGUUGAUUCAGCUCAGUCCAGUAGACUAUCAUAGUAAAACCGGUGCACUGAUCGUAGGAGAGCCAGACGUUGGUGAUGUAUACUACCAAGGAAAACUUCUACAGUUAAACUCACUGCCUUGGGCGAGAAAAGAAGCAGAGAUGAUUGGGCGAUUGCUCGGUGUUCAACCGUUGCUUGGAAGGAAUGCAAAUAAGCAGGCAGUCUUGGAAAGCAUGCAUUCAGUAAGUCUCAUUCACUUCGCUGCUCAUGGUUAUGCUGAACGUGGAGAAAUAGCUCUCUCCCCUGUAAGCUCCUGCGGAACUCCACACGAAGAAGACUACUUAUUGACGAUGGCUGAAAUUUCACAAGUUCGACUAACAGCCAAGCUGGUUGUCCUUAGCUGCUGUCAUAGUGCAAGUGGUCAGAUAAGGGCUGAGGGAAUUGUUGGAAUCGCUCGAGCAUUUCUAGCAUCGGGUGCACGCGCCGUGUUGGCGGCACUGUGGGCUGUAGAGGACGAAGCUACUAUGUGGUUUAUGGAUCGUUUUUACGAGCACCUUGUUCAUGGUGAAAAUGCCAGUGAAUCUCUUCAUCAGGCCAUGAAGUCGAUGAGAGAGAAUCGCUUUUCUGACGUCAAGCAGUGGGCACCCUUUAUGCUGAUUGGAGAUGACGUAACAUUCAAAGGUUUGUAUUUGAUAUCAUUUUUUAGGUUUUUCUAGCUGUUUUUAGUCAAAAUAUGUGAAAUUAAUGUUCGUGACAACGCAUUAUUUGAAAAAUCUUAUUAAGGGAGUUAUACUGAGUUUUUAAGUUUCUUUCUUUAUUGUUUUUUUCCAACUCCGUUCAUGAAAGUGAGCCAACUGGAGAGAAGACCGAAUUUUAUUUUCCGAUUUUCAUGGAAUAUUUCGUAAAGCAUGCAUGCUCGGAUCUAAAAUAACUAACUAAAAUAAAAAUGUAGAAAACGAUAGCUGAGAUUUAAAAGAGCAUACGAAAACAAUUCAAAUCAUAAAGAAGAGAAGUAAGUGGCAGUCCAACAACCUUUUUCCUAAGGUUGUACCUGAUGAAAGAAAAAACGUUGACUAUUCCAGGCUCAGAGAUAGUUGGUCCACGAAAUUGAGAAAGCGCGAACAGGAAAAUAAAACGCCACCGCCCCACUUUCCUCAGGUUUACGCGUUCAUAUUUUGCCCGCCUUUCAACGCGUCAUCUCUACUAUCUGAGAGCCUGGAACAGGCUAUAAAAACGCUGCAUGUAUUUUUCAGUCUUAAAACAGAUUCAGUCUCAGGGAACCAGAGAAAGCUCAGAGGGUAUACGUACUAAUUACCGCUAGGCGACAGUUGAAAUGCAGACGGGAAGAUUCCCUGGGCACUUAAUCUAGCCCAAGCAGCUACAGGAGCAUUUGAUUUUGAAACUUCUCUUUUAUAGAGAUAUUUUUUGGCAAAUGAGCUAAGGGCAACUCCCUUGUCGUUUUCUUGUAUUCUCAAAAGGAGGGCUUUUGUCAUCAAUAGCCUCUUUUAUAUGAUGCUUUUUCCGCGGAGAUUUCGCAAGAUUUAUUAUGCCCCCAAGAAAGUAUUUCAUUCGAUUCAAUUGGGUUUUACAAUACGUUUCGCUAUAGUUCUUUUAGUAGUCGCGAUUUUGUACCAGAGGAGAUGGCCGAUAUUUUGGGCAACCAUUGCACGGGCUUCUCGGGCUGCUCGAACUGCUCGGAUUGCACGGGUUGCUCGGGCUGCCAGGGAUCCGCAUGGUUAAUUGGCUUGAUAUCAAUCUCCUGCUUCAAGAUAUAUUCUGAUCAGUAUGCAAUCCGCAAACGAAGGAAAUUAAAAUAAAGUUAAAUAUUCUCACCGCAUAGUAAACACAUUAUUGGCCCGUGACGCGGGAAUUAAGUAACUCCGUAAGUUCUGUCGUGUUGGGUCUGCGCGCUGGUAGUAUGAUUCAUUGCGGCCCUCGGUUAGAAUUGCUUAGUUUUUGCCCGCCUCUUGGCUAGUUUAACGCAGGUCAGUGAAAAUGACUUGAAAUUUCGCCUCUCCCACCUCCCCUGGUGGCGGUUGACGUCGCUAACCCUCAUUAUUCGGCAUGCCUAUUGUCCUGGCAGUCGCGGUUGCCUCCCAUAACUUAGUAAUAGGUAUACAGUGCGAAAAUUAUACGAAUCGCAUUUAAGCUGAAAGUGAUACAAUUCGACUUUACUAAACUUUUAGCAUAUAAAUAAUUUCCUCAAAGUGUAAAGGUUUGCUAUUUGUUUGACUUUGAAUGUGUUAGAGAUAUUUGGGUAAAACAUUUAGCGCAACGAGCAAUAGAAGCAUGUUGAUCGAUGGCUAAAAUAAAUCGUGCAAAGAAUACAUACGAAAGGGAAUCGUGAUGAUUAGUUUUCCUAUUUGCAGGUGCAUUUGAUAAGAGCAGUCUGAAAGAUGGCGAAGGUGCAAAGAAAACAAAGAACUUGUAA